GCGGGAUUACUAUACAAAGUGCGGCUUGAUAAUCUUAUCCUCUUUGCUCUGUCUUGUUGCAGAUUUGGAGGUGAUCUGAGUUCAGUGUUCGGCCUACUAACAAAGAUUAUAUUCGUUUAUUGGCAUUGAAUAUUGGAUAGUGGGCUUGGGAUGGAGAGCGCAAUCUAAAGGCUGAAACAUGCUGUCAGGUGAUGCAGUUCUCCCAGAAUUCGGAUCCCUUAGUCUUAGCGAUAAUCCUACGGGUUGGGGCCCAACAGAUAUACCGGAAGAGUUUAAAAACAUGCCUUUUCAACCAUUUUCAAAGGAUACUCGCUUAGGCAGAGUUGCAGAUUGGUCAGGGAAUAUUUUUCAAGAUAUGAAAAACAAAGGUCGCUAUGUCACUCAGUCUGUGGGCUCACAGUACGCUUACUAUCAUGAUGAAGACGACAGCAAUUUCCAACUAGUUUCUUCCGUUCGUGAGACAAAAACUCCUGCUAUUCGUCAAAGAUAUAGAUUCCCUAUGGUAAGUUGAACCAUAUUCAUCUCACGCAACCUUUUUUGAUCGUUUAAGAACGGUUCUAGGGUUAUUGAUUCUAAUGAUGAGAAUAAGUCACUCAGAAAUAUAACAAAUCGAAAAACCUCUAAAUAUUGCCUUGAUUCAUGUACAGAACUUCUGUACUUUUCAAUAGGAUUUUCAAGCGUGGCCGCCGCGGUUUGGGUGGUCCUGGUGCAGGAUAUUCUUGGGCAGGAGGCCGGUCAGGAUAUCAGAUGAUUGGAAACCAGGGUGGUGUAGUAAACCGUAAGCUACGCAGUGCAUCAGACAGAGAGCGUAUGAUGUUACAACAGAAUAGACGAUGGCAACACUGGGGCCCCCAAGGUGUCGGUCAGCGGCGAGGGGGGACUCAAGGUUGGAGAUCUAAUGCAGGUGCUUGGGGCUCUAAUAGUGAUCGUAGGCAGGCCCACAGGGCAGUGCGUGAUGCAUCUAUUCAAAUUAAGGAUAAUUGGACGAUGUUGGAAGAGCUAGAUUUUGCUAGACUUGCAAAGUUAGCCCUACCUAACGUAAAGGAGCCUAUUGACAAGGUUAAUUGUGGAGAAAUGGAGUAUUACGACAAAUCAUAUGAUCGCGUUAGCACGCGAAACGAACGUCCUCUCGUAAGAGUAAAUCGGGUUCUCCACACAGUUACAACCUCCAGAGAUCCAGUAAUUCACCGUUUAGCUAGCGACUCCGUUGGCAAAGUAUAUUGCACAGAUACGAUUGCUGCCAUGAUUAUGUGUUGCACUCGUUCGGUGUAUCCUUGGGAUCUCAUUGUACAACGUAUACAAGACCGUUUGUUCUUUGAUAAGCGCGAAGAUGCUGAGUCUGAUUUUGUUAGUGUAUGUGAAACUGCAACAGAACCACCUAAUGAAGAACCUGGUCAUAUUAAUUCACCCCAGCGUUUGGCAUUAGAAGCUACUUUUAUAAAUACCAAUUUAUCUCAACAAAUGCUAUUGAUGGGUGGUAAAACAUAUUCGUUCCCUGAAGAAAAUCCCUUCAAAGAUGAUGAAGAGGAGGAUGAAGAUAGUCCAAAUCCAUCUCAAAACAAAAAUCAAGAAGGAGGUAAAGAAGAAUUAGGUUCUGUAGGAUAUCGAUAUCGCAUAUUUGACUUGGGAAAUGAUGUCCAAAUGGUUAUUCGUUGCGAAGUGAAUGGUGUACUUCAACCGACUAAUGAUGAUCAGCCAGCCAGUCCACAAUUCGUAUGUAUACGCGCAUUAAAUGAAUUUGAUUCACGUUAUUGUGGUGGUGUCGAUUGGCGUACUAAACUUGAUACUCAACGGGGGGCUGUUUUGGCCGCUGAGAUAAAGAAUAAUGCCUUUAAAUUAGCUGGAUGGACUGUCUGUAGUAUAUUGUCAGGUGCAGAUCAAUUGAAAUUAGGAUUUGUAUCUCGUGUCAACCCCCGUGACUCAUCUCGUCAUGUCAUAUUGGGCACACAACAGUUCAAACCAUCGGAGUUCGCCAAUCAGCUGAAUUUAAAUAUGGAUAAUGCUUGGGGUAUUCUGCGAUGUGUCGUUGAUUUCUUCAUGAAAAUGCCUGAAGGCAAAUAUCUAAUGUUAAAGGAUCCUAAUAAGCCUGUACUUCGCAUAUACUCUGUACCUCAAGAUGCUUCUGAUACAGAUGAAUGUGAAGAUGGUAUAAGUGAAGAAGAAGCAGUUAUUGUUGAACAACAAAACCCUGAAACAAGUAAGACGGAAGUAAAUAACAUGUCAGGACAUAGUCAAGACGGAAUAGAGGGUCAGUAUAAAAAAACUGAAGCUGUCACUCAGUUAAGGACGAUUGAGCCUACUGAAUCGUAACUUAUAUGAUUGAUAAGUAUCUUCGAAAAAUUAUUUAUUAAUAAUUGCACGUAAAAUUUUAUUCCAUUACCGAACAUGUUAUUUUCAACUUGGUGUUUUAUCAUUAUAUAUAUAUAUAUAUAUAUAU
This is a messenger RNA of Schistosoma spindalis, 2437 nucleotides long. Lineage: Eukaryota; Metazoa; Platyhelminthes; Trematoda; Strigeidida; Schistosomatidae. The record is from the annotation of a GenBank genome assembly.